This is a messenger RNA of Paramecium primaurelia, 537 nucleotides long. NCBI's taxonomy places the organism in Eukaryota, Ciliophora, Oligohymenophorea, Peniculida, Parameciidae. The record is from the annotation of a GenBank genome assembly.
AUGUCAUCAAAACUCUUAAAACUUUUAACUAUGCUUCUUAUAUUUAAUAUGCCUGUAAUCUCCAAUUAAAAAUGUUUGACUAGAUAAACAAAAAUAAAAUCAAUUAUUAGAGGUAAUUAUCAAAAUGUACUACACUUAUACAAAGGUGCUCUAAUCUCAUCAAGAAUAACAAAUGGUUUUUUAGGAGGUAAUAAUGGAUGCUGUCUUAGAGAUAGUAUUUACACAUUAUCUACAUAUACUUGGAGUCCAACUGGAUAAUCAAUAACAUUAGAUUUAUUACAAAAGUAUGAAUUAAAUACUUUAAAAAUAUGGUUUUGGGAUGGAGAUAAUAGAUUUUACAGAAUUAGAAUUUACAUAAUAUUUGAAAAUUCAGAAACUUAGAUUUAUGAUAAUUUUGCAUAAAGUGUAUUUACAAUUAAAUUUUCUGAUUAAAUGGUUAAAGGUUUUAGGAUACUAAGUGUUGCAGGAAAUACAUACAAUCCUUACUUACAUUUUAUAAAGGUUGAAGCUUAUUAUUAAUUAUAAAUGAAUAUAUGA